This is a messenger RNA of Mangifera indica (mango), 2162 nucleotides long. RefSeq names its product zinc finger CCCH domain-containing protein 37-like. Gene Ontology annotation, molecular function: mRNA binding; metal ion binding. The record is from RefSeq and is a predicted model, not a curated record. The coding region runs from base 262 to 1773 and encodes 503 amino acids. NCBI's taxonomy places the organism in Eukaryota, Viridiplantae, Streptophyta, Magnoliopsida, Sapindales, Anacardiaceae. The transcript has 12 exons.
UUAAUUUUUUCCGACUAUUUUCCGACCACGACGGUUGAUUUCCCUUCCUCCAGCAAUUUUAAUAGAAUAGUGUGGGUGAGUAAAUUAUUAGUGAGUGGUGGUUUCGUUUCUGAGUGAGAAGAUUGAAGAUUAAGUGAUGAGGGUAUUAGUAUCGUAAUCUUAACCACGCAGAUAAAGGCAGCAGCUUAUGUUCUUUUCUUUGAUCCCUUAAUUCAUUCUAGGGUUUGGGUGUGCAUAACUAGAGCGACGUGAGUGCAAUUUAUGGCUAACCAAUUGUACGGCUACAACUCAAGUUAUGCUUCAGCUGGAGAUGGUGGGACACCAACAUCCUCUUCCUCUCUUCGUUAUCUGGUUGGGUCUUCCGACUCCGAUCACUCUAAGUACGCAUCUUUCUCCUUUUACAACGAUGUAUUGAGGUACUCUUCUCAGCAGUCAUGGCCUCCUGGUGUUGACCCCACUGAUCAGCUCUCUACUCCCAUUAAACGAGCUUCGCAAGCGCUCUAUCAUCAGACUCUUUUGGGUGCCCAUACCACUCUUGGGCAAAGUGAAGCUUGGUAUUCUACCAACUCAUUAGCCAAGCGCCCUAGAUUCGAGAGUACAAGCCAUUUACCUGUGUAUCCACAGAGGCCAGGGGAGAAGGAUUGUGCCUACUAUAUGCAAACAAGAACCUGUAAAUAUGGAGAUACCUGCAAGUUUGACCAUCCUAUUUGGGUUCCUGAAGGUGGAAUCCCAGAUUGGAAAGAGGUUCUGCAUAUUGCUACAAGUGAGUCCCUUCCUGAGAGACCAGGAGAGCCAGAUUGUCCUUAUUUUCUGAAAACUCAAAGAUGCAAAUUUGGUUUGAAGUGCAAGUUUAAUCAUCCAAACGAAAAUUUGGUUACUUCAGUGGGUUUUUCUGGAAAUGCUGACUUUUUCACCCUACCGGAUAGGCCUUCCGAGCCCCCAUGUGCUUUCUAUUUGAAGACUGGAACUUGUAAGUUUGGUGCAACUUGCAAAUUUCAUCAUCCAAAAGAUAUGCAAAUGUCGUCAGCUGGUCAAGAAAAUGGUAAUAGCAAGCAAAAUGAAUCAGUAACUAAUGGAACCGCUGGAGAUCUAUAUGUGCCUGGGCCUGUUGUUUCGUAUACCCCAGCAAUUUUACAUAACUCCAAAGGACUUCCUAUUAGACCGGGAGAAGUGGAUUGUCCAUUCUACUUGAAAACUGGGAGUUGCAAAUAUGGUGCCACUUGCCGCUACAAUCAUCCUGACAGAAAUUCAAUCAAUCCUGCUGCUGCAGCUGCUGCAAUAGGGCAUCCUCUUAUAACCUCCCCAGCAGCUAGUCUGAACAUAGGUGUUGUGAAUCCAGCUGCUUCACUAUAUCAAACUAUUGACCCCAGAUUGGCUCAGCCAACACUUGCAGUUGGCAAUAGUAUCUACCCUCAACGCCCAGGACAGACGGAAUGUGAUUACUAUAUGAAGACAGGGGAAUGUAAGUAUGGGGAAAGAUGCAAGUUUAAUCAUCCUAUUGAUCGGACAGCACCAACACUCUCAGCAACAAAGCAAUCUUCUCAAGAGAAUGUAAAGCUCACUCUUGCUGGAUUGCCUAGGCGAGAGGGUGCUGUUCAUUGUCCAUAUUAUAUGAAGACUGGAACUUGCAAGUAUGGUGCAACAUGUAAGUUUGACCACCCACCACCUGGAGAGGUGAUGGCUAUGGCAGCGCUGCAAGGAACAUCAAUUGGGGAAGUGAAGGGGGAUGAAAAUGAGGCUGAAACUACUCAAAGUCAAGCAGUGAGGUCCUGAACAGGGAGUGGAAGCGAGUGAGGUGCUCCAACAGCCCUGUUUUCUUUUGUUGCUUGUUUUCUCUAAUUGUAUUUUUAGACCUAUUUUCUCCACAAAAACGUUAUACAGUGCUCACAUGUGAACGUAACACGGGGUUUUGUAUAAGUGAUUGUAUGAGUUAGUAUUUUAGUGUAAUUUUUGCUUGCUAAUGUUUUCAAUGUUUCGAAGAAGCUUGUAUUUUUUGUUUUGAGAUAGGAUUCUUUUUUCCCUUUGAAAGUUUGUUUAUUGAAAGUAACGGGAUUAUCAAUUCGAAGGAGCUUGUAUUUUGGACAAUGUUGGGGCAGAGUCUCAGUACUGAAGGAGGCUCGGAGCCUAUUUAUUAUCGAAUUUGGCAUGUAAAAUAUUAGUAC